AUGCCAAGAUCCCGAACUGCAACCAUGGCCAUGGCGUCUUCCAUGGCUAUGGCCUCUUCCACGGGCCUAUCCCGACGACAGAUGCUCGGUGUCAUCCUAUUGCUCAUCCUGCCUAGUGCUUUGGUAGUGGUAGUGCAUGCGGAACCGAUCCUGAAGAUCCGCACGACUGAGUUUACCCGUUAUAAUGAAGUGGUUGAAUAUCAAAGCUCAAAGUCCUAUAACCCACGCGGUAUGGCACCGCUGUACGAAAUCACUAAUCACGUCAUCGACAUGUUCGUCGAUGAAUAUCCCAUCCCGGAUGGUUACAUCACCGUACAGGAAGGCUCAAUUGCUGCAGGACCAAACGUUACGGACAACAACUGGGGUCCGUUGCUGAAACAAUACUGGGCGAUCUUGCUUGUGGCGGCAAUAUGCAUCAUCAUGAUUGCGAUCAUGCCUAUCAUGGGCCUGUGUCUGUGUUGCUGCCGGUGCUUCGGCGGAUGUGGUGGACGUUCCCAGCCGUUCGACAAGAAACACGAUACUUGCCGUAGAGCAAUUUUGGGCUUCCUGUUGAUUUGUUCAACCUCAGCAUUGGUAUUUGGAGUGGUGGUUGCGUUUGUUACCAACAGCUAUAUGCAACAUGGGGUGGAAAACAUUACUAUUUCCGCUCGGCAUGGUGUGCACGAUACACGGUUGUACUUGAAAAGCACGUCGUCUCAUAUCGAUCAUGUGCUGAACAAGAACUACCAGGAACUGAACAACGAUCUCAAACAGAUGCUGAACGAUGCUUCCGGCACCAUUAUAAAACGGCUGGAGGAGCAAUCUAAGGCCGAGAAAUUAACGACGCUGUACCAAUUUGUCGAAGAUUUGCCAGGAAUUAGCAAAAAUUUGGAAAAGAUGAAACAGCUCACUAGCGAGUUACGGAUCACGGCAUCUCAGCUGAACGAUGGGCUUCGUGGUGUGAAGAGAGAACUGCUCACGUCGCUUAAUAAGUGCGGUACUCAGGAAUGUAUUAAAGUGAUGGAGGACUACAAGAUUGGACGCUUGAAUGUGAAUGGCAUCGACUACAACUCGAUACAAGACAGAUACUUCCCGAGGCUGCCCGAUUUAUCGGAAAUCAUCGAAAGCGUUAAGGAGCUGAUGGAUAGCAGCCUUGGAAGUGCCAUACGUAAAGGCGUCAAGCAGAUGGAACAGCUCAAGAGUACGCUCAACCAGACCGUUCUGGAAAAUAUUCCGAAAGUGCAGGCCGCUUCGGAUUCAACGGGAAAUGCAAUUAAAGACGUGUCGAACAUGCUUACUUCGCGGCUAAACAAUGUUGGCGAUACACUGGAUAACAAUUCGUACAAGCAUCUGGACACGGCAGACGAGUACAUACAGAAAUAUAGCAUCUACAGAUAUUAUGCCGGACUAGGAAUCAGCUCGGUGCUAUUGCUGAUUUUGAUCUGCCUAGUGUUUGGGCUGUUGUGUGGAAUUUGUGGCAAACGUCCGGACGGUUAUGGAGAUGAUUGCUGCAAUAAGGGCGCUGGUGGAAGAUUCUUAAUUUUCGCCGUUGCCAUUAUUUUCCUUACCUUUUCUGUGAUCCUGGCGGUUGCUUUGGCUUCAUUCCUGUUAGGCACACUAGCGCGUCGUGCUGCCUGUGACUCGCUUCGUGAUCCGGCUAACGAUCAGAUUGUCAACUAUAUCGAUCAGUUUGUUGAUUUAAACCGCCUGUACUCAGAUCUGCGAGCACAGGCAGAACGCUCAAGGACCAAGCUGCAGGUCAGCGAUAAUAUGGAACCGAUAAGCAUCGGCCAGAUGAUUGUGACAUGUCAACAAAAUGAAUCGAUCUACAAGGUACUGAAGUUGAACAACUUUGUCGACAUUGACACGAUUCGUGAUUUCCCGGAGCAGUACGGUAUUACACGCGAAUUGAAUGCGCUUACGCUCAAGAUAAAAAUUAAUCCGGUACAAAUUCUUACACCGGAAGCAACCGAAGACAUUAAAGCACUACAGGCGUCGAAGCUAAACGAAUUCGACGUGGAUAAAUUUACGGAUAAUCUAACAUACAACAUUACCGAGUAUAAUCUGAAUGAGAUAGCCCAAAAAUUACGAGAUGUAGCAGACCGCGUUCCUUCCGGCAAAGAAAUGAACGACAUCAAAGUGAACUUAAAAAAUCAAGCUCUGCAUCUGUCUUCCUAUCAGACCAAUCUUGUCGAUCCGAUGAUUGUGUCUACAAACGAGCUUAUUAAGCUCUCGACUACGUUGGACAGCAGUUUGAAGUUUGGGGAAAAGUCUUUCUCGGAUGCGAUCGACAAAUUCUUGACGCAGAUCAAAGAGGCUGAAAAUUACAUCAACAAACACGGCAUGACUUUCGUGCAGAAUAUCACCGAGGAACUGGUGACCGGUUUUACCAACCAAAUUUAUGCGUACAUCAAGUUCGUGAUCGAUUCCACAGAAAACGAUAUUGGACUUUGCGGACCGAUGUACAACGUUUACGAAUCGGUGAUUGUUGCAUCGUGUGAUAGGAUCGUAGAUCCAUUUAAUGGAUUCUGGGCUGGUGUGGUGUGGUGCUUGCUAUUGUUCCUGCCGUCAAUUAUUUUUGGCGUGAAGUUGUCGACAUUGUAUCAAAAAUCGGAUCCUUACCCUGGCCCGAUGGUGGAAUCUGAGUAUCUGUAUGAUGCCUACACCGAGCGUGAUAACAUUCCUCUUGCGAGUGGUCCAAAAAAUAAACGCCGCAAGAAGCAGGAUCGCCGCCGUGAAUCUCGUGAUCGUCGGGAAAUCUAUUACGAAGAGGGCAGCCCAUCGCACAGUCGUGACCCAAGGUACAACGAUAUGGCUCCGAAUGUAGAGUCACAGAUCCCUUCAAUACUAACCCAUAGUGGAAGCGAUACGGCGGCAUCAUCGCCACCGCCGGUACUACUAACAACUUCCCACCAGCAACGCCAUACUUUGCACCAACGUCACCACUCUACCCCCUUACCAAUGUCACUGCCAUUGUCGUUACUAACGUCGCAUGAGUCCCAAGAACAGGACCCACCAGCGUCCUAUGCGAUGUAUCAAAGUCCGACCGACGAACGCACAUCCUCGCCAAUGACCACAUCAUCGUUUCAACCGUCGCAACCGCCAGGAACAGGUUCACCGAAUCGCAUGCUUAGCCGCCUGUUUAGCAAAAGCUUCUUUGACGACUUUCAAAUGGCGCUGAAGCAGUAUGACCAGUACGUGCCUGCUGGUGGUUCGUCCGAUCUGCUAACAGUGACCGGGCACGAACGACGAAACCACCAUCAUCAACCUUCUUAUCUGCCUUCAAUGCUACAGCAGCAUCAGCAUCUGCAUCAACAGCACCAUCAGCAUAUGCCACGCACUGGCAAUGUGAGCCGAAGCAAUAGCAGUAGCGUUGGCUCGGUCCGAUCGAUGGCACUCGUACCAACGCGUACUCCCUCGCCGCUGGACUUUCGUACCAUGUCGUUCCGGCGGCCACGAUCACUAGCCAGCGAAGAGGGCGGUGGGAAGCAAUCGGCUACACGCACAGACAGUGGUUACGAGAAAUACUAG
This is a messenger RNA of Anopheles marshallii, 3510 nucleotides long. RefSeq names its product prominin-like protein. The transcript has 13 exons. NCBI's taxonomy places the organism in Eukaryota, Metazoa, Arthropoda, Insecta, Diptera, Culicidae. Bases 1 to 3510 code for a protein of 1169 amino acids. The record is from RefSeq and is a predicted model, not a curated record. Gene Ontology annotation, cellular component: membrane.